Messenger RNA from Aegilops tauschii subsp. strangulata, 2388 nucleotides. The record is from RefSeq and is a predicted model, not a curated record. Lineage: Eukaryota; Viridiplantae; Streptophyta; Magnoliopsida; Poales; Poaceae.
AUGCACACGGAGGAGGGGGGGGCGAACCCGGGCGCCGGCGGCUCCGUCGCGGCACCGAAUCUCGGAGGGGAGGGGCCCACUCCUUCCGAGCCCGGCACGAAUCCUUCCUUGGCGGACCCGGAAGACAUAGAUACAGUCAUCGAGGAGGUCGCCAAAGACGCCGCGGCCGAGGCAGACAAGAUCAUCGCCGAGGAGGCCGCCAAGGGCGCUACUGAGGAUGCCGCUAAGGGGCCGACCGGGGAGACCGGCAAGGCCGCUAUCGAGGAGGCCAGCAAGGGGCCUGCCAGGGAGGCCGGGACGGCAAGCACCGGGGCACCCACCAAGGGGGAGGUUUUUGACGACGAGGUGCUCGCCGCCGCCGGGCUCGAGGCCCAGGAGGCGGCGAAGCAGCAGGCCGCCCAGGACGAGGCAGCUCGGCACCAGCACCAGGCCGCGCUAAACUCCCAGGAGGAGGACAUUGCCGCUCGUGAGGGGAAGCUUGCCGCAACACUCCGCGGCAAGGAUGGGGAGGUGGAGAAACUCGUCAUGCAGCGGACCCAGGAGCUAGAGCAGAGGCACGAGGAGGUACUCAAUGCCCAGCCUCUAGUUCACGCUGGCAAGGUGAAAGAGCUGGAGGUGGAGCGGGACGAGCUGAAGGAUCAAGCCCUGAAGUUGGCAAAGGAGAAAGACACACUCAACGGUGCUCUGGUGGAGGCGCAGGGCGCGUUGACAUUUGUUCAAUUCUUUGCUUCACAGAUCUCUACUGAGAUGUACUCGAUGCCCAACGGAGAGCAUGUCCAUGAAGGAGAGGAAAGCGGGGGUGACAGCGGCGAGUGGAAUUCUGACGGUGGAGGUGAUGAAGAAAACGAAGACUCAAGGAGCGGCGAGGAGGUCGACUCUCCACCUCGCUCGGAAAGACGCUCCAAGAAGAAGCAAGACCUAGCAAGUGUUCGUGGCAAAGUGGUCACACAAAGUGCGCAUACCUCAAAGCGCCCUCGGACUUCUUCUCCCAUUCCGACUGAAAAGGCCCCAAAGCAGCUCAAGGUAGCGCCCUCAAAGCCUCGGAAGGCCUUGCCUAAGAUCAAAGUGGACGUCCCCGUCGCUUCUGGUGCCGCUACUUCCGGGAAUUCCAUGUGCAAGGAUGGUGAUGACGAGGAGAUGGAAUGCGCGGCCACAUCCCAAGAGGCUUCGCAUAAUGUUAUCGAACUUCCAGACGAUGAUGAAGAUGAGCCACAAAAGCCCAUGGGAAGGAGGAACGGGACCUCAGGCAGGAGGGUACCAGCUAGCAAGAUGCCCCAGUCGACGCCGGCGACAGAAUCAGCGAUCCAGCAGUCCAGAGACCUCAACCGAGCUUCUCUUACUUUUGUGAUUCCCUUGUCGAGUGAACAUCCUUCAGCGUCGACCGCACAUGGCCUUGUUUCAUCUGUGCAACUCCAUGCCUUAGAAUCUCAAGCUGCUGCGGCUGAUCCACUGUCUCCACUUUUCACCGCCCAUCAUGUCCCAGAGGACCAAGUGAGCGCUUCCAAGGAAGCUAUACGCCAGGCAGGCCUUAUGAUGGAGCAGAUGAAAGUGGUGUGCGAGGCCAGUCAGGCUUCCUAUGACGCCAACUCAGCACUCCAGGCCAAUGUCCAGAGAUCUUGUGAACUUGGAGCCCGGUUUGCUGACUUGGAGCAGAAGCAGGUCCAGCUCAAUCUUGAUCUGGAGUUGACCAAGGAGAACUUGCUGAAGCCUAAGGAUGAUGUUGCUGAAAAAAUGAGACAGGCCUUGGAGAAGAAGGAUCUCGACCUUCCGGCCGCACAGAAAACGGCAGAAGAAAAAACAUCACUCGCCGACCAGAAGCUGGCUUCAGUCGAAAAGUUAGAAGAAGAAAAUACCAAGCUGAGGACUGCUCUUGACGAGGCCAACAAAGAGGUGACUCGACUGAAGAACGAUAAAGGGACCCUAACCGACAAAGUGGAAGACCUCACCCGCAAGAGGGACGAGCUGGAGGUUUAUCUGGGAGGACUCGCCAAGAAGUUGUUCCUCAUGCUUGAAGAUGAAGCUGCCAUGAACGUGCUCCAACUGGAAUCUCAUCUUGCCAGCGUCAUGGACUACCUCGCUCGACUGAAGGUUGCGGUGUCGUGGAUCGACAUGGAAGGGAAGAAGUCAUCUGCUCGAUGUGGUGCUGACGUAGCUCUGUCUCUAGUUCGCGUCCAUUGCAAGGAAGCCAAAGAAGAGAAAUUAGCAGCGAUCAAGGUUGCCAACACCAAGAAACUUGACUUCGCGUCUUUCAUGGAGACCUUUAUUGCAGCUGCUACUCGCAUUGCAGACGGAAUCGACUUGGACGAGUUUGAGGAGAAGGUCGCACGCGACCUGCACCUCGUCGUCCUUGCGGAUCGAGAUGGAGCGUAUGUUGUAUUUGUGGCGUAG